Messenger RNA from Selaginella moellendorffii, 1428 nucleotides. RefSeq lists its product as uncharacterized. The transcript has 2 exons. Gene Ontology annotation, cellular component: mitochondrion. Bases 697 to 1116 code for a protein of 139 amino acids. NCBI's taxonomy places the organism in Eukaryota, Viridiplantae, Streptophyta, Lycopodiopsida, Selaginellales, Selaginellaceae. The record is from RefSeq and is a predicted model, not a curated record.
GCAUCCAUCAGUUGCAUCACAUAUGCUUUCUUAUCCACUAUCUGAGGUGGAACACUAGAGUGCACACAAUGAGGAUCCUGGACACUCUUGAAUGGGCUUCCUCUUCCUCGACUACUGCAACCUUCUCAGUGGAUAGGUCGGACAUACAGUUGAAGAAGAUGGAGAUGUCAGAGCUCCAGCAUAAGAUUCAUGUCUUGUUCGAUAUUCAUGGUCAUGCUCACACUAUUCCGGAGUUCAAGUAUAUCGCUAACACUUUCUACCCUCUGCUUAACUGGUACGCAAUGAAGCUGGGGAUCAAAGUGUUUGAGAUCUACAGCAGGAACAAGUUGGUGGAUGAAGAUGCAAGUGUCACUUAUGAGUUUGUGGAGGGGAAGUGGAUGAGAGAUGGCCUUCAAGAUUAGCAUUGGUCUCUCCUAUCUUGGUACAGCAUGUGGGAGUGAGCGAUAGACUGUGUUGACUGAAAGUAAGUACUUGAUUCUUGAACGAACGUCUGUUGUUCUGACGAGUUUUUUGUGUUGUUGGACAAAGUGGAAGAAGUGUGGCAGCAAAUGGACCAAGAGCUUCGGCUCCCAGAAGGUUUCUUCGUCAUGACAAUUGAGUCUCUCGCGCUACUGGGACAAGUGACCAAAGCUGACCGCAAACGUCCAGGCUCGGCUCUUACAAGCACUGGCUCGUCACUUCGCCAAGCAAGGAAACAUGAAGAGAGUGGAGGAAAUGCUGGGCCUUGCCGAUAGAUACGAGCUGACACCAUCUUUCGGGAUUUACAACUAUCUCGUCACUGGGUACUUGGCCAGGAAGGACCCCCAGACGGCGGCCUCGAGGAUGAGAUUGGCGUUGAAAGUGGUGACCGAAGAGCGAGCAGUGCCAUCUUAUGCCGCUGUCACGGGAUUGCUUCCAUAUCUAGCAGUGGAGAAAGACGUGACGACUGCCGAGCAAAUGGUGCGGAGGUAUAGAGGCUGGACGGAUGACAACUUCCACAAGCUGCUGCUUAAUGUCUACGUAGAAGCUGGGAAAGGACCGUCUCCGGACAUAAAGUCGAGGUUCAGGCGCCUUCCCUGCGUUGGUCACGUUGAAGCCAGGCGGCUGGCUAUCAAGGCCUUCGCGUUAGAUCCAUAGCGAUUGCUGCGGUGACACUACGACUACUGGAGUACUUUUCUUCUCUUCGCGACGUCAAACGGACCUCCUCGUAGCUGCGGUUAUGCAAGUUCUUAUUGAGACGAAUGGCCGAGGUCUACAAAACCGAGCAAACCAGCUUGGCUUGGCUGAAGUGAUCAUCAUACAAGCGGCUGCCGAUAAGAUUUCAAGGAGAAGAGAGCUGUACAGGGAGCUAGAGCUGGCCCGUCCCGAGUGGACGUCUGGAUCUGUCCCCCGAGGCCCACGCACGGUAGUCCUUUUCAAGCUGCAAGGCAUCAAACACAGUUUUACGAA